UCAGGCAGCUGCGGCGUGGGGAGCGCUGGGAGCGGCUGCAGUGUGCCGGGAGCUGAGGUAAAGCCGGGGCUUGUGCGGGGCCAGGCGAAGUGCGAGCUGGUGGGCCGGAUGACCGGCACAUGGUGCUAGGAAGCCUUUCGUGUGAAGGCACGAGCUCGCCGAGCAUGACCUAACGUGGUAGACUGAGUGCCGAGCCCUCCUGGACCCGUCCGUGGAGCCGGGCGUCCCUUUUGGGGAGACUGGGGGAAGUCCUAGUCAACCACCGUGUGCCACAGUUUAUAAAAAUGGAGUUCCAAGCUGUAGUGAUGGCUGUUGGUGGGGGAUCUCGGAUGACAGACUUGACUUCCAGCAUUCCUAAACCUCUGCUUCCAGUUGGGAACAAACCUUUAAUUUGGUACCCAUUGAACCUGCUUGAGCGUGUUGGAUUUGAAGAAGUCAUUGUGGUUACAACCAAGGAUGUCCAAAAGGCUCUGUGUGCAGAAUUUAAGAUGAAAAUGAAACCAGAUAUUGUUUGCAUUCCUGAUGAGGCUGACAUGGGAACUGCAGAUUCUCUACGAUACGUAUAUCCAAAACUUAAGACAGACGUGUUGGUCCUGAGCUGUGAUCUAAUAACAGAUGUUGCUUUACAUGAGGUUGUGGACCUGUUCAGAGCUUAUGAUGCAUCACUGGCCAUGUUAAUGAGGAAAGGACAAGAUAGCAUAGAACCGGUUCCAGGUCAAAAGGGGCAAAAAAAAACAGUGGAGCAGCGUGACUUCAUUGGAGUGGACAGCACAGGAAAAAGGCUGCUUUUUAUGGCUAAUGAAGCAGACUUGGAUGAAGAGCUGGUCAUUAAGGGAUCCAUCCUGCAGAAGUACCCUAGAAUAUAUUUUCAUACAGACCUUGUAGAUGCCCAUCUAUACUGCUUGAAGAAAUAUGUUGUGGAUUUCCUAAUGGAAAAUAGGUCCAUCACUUCUAUCCGGAGUGAACUGAUUCCAUACCUAGUAAGAAAACAAUUUUCAUCAGCUUCCUCACAACAGAGGCAAGAAGAAAAAGAAGAGGAUCUAAAGAAAAAAGAACCGAAAUCUUUAGAUAUUUACAGUUUUAUAAAAGAAGACAACACACUGACUUUGGCUCCCUAUGAUGCCUGCUGGAAUGCCUGUCGAGGAAAGAAGGGGGAAGACUUAUCCAGAUCACGGGUGCGCUGCUAUGUCCAUAUUAUGAAAGACGGACUCUGCUCUCGAGUAAGCACCCUGGGACUCUACAUGGAAGCAAACAGACAGGUACCCAAAUUGCUGUCUGUUCUCUGUCCAGAAGAAACAAUGAUCCAUCCAUCAGCUCAGAUUGCCAGCAAACAUCUGGUUGGAGUUGACAGCCUCAUUGGGCAAGAUACACAAGUUGGAGAGAAAUCAUCUGUUAAGCGCUCAAUCAUUGGUUCAUCCUGUUUUAUAAGAGAUAGAGUAACUGUUACCGAUUGUCUUCUCAUGAACUCAGUUACCGUGGAAGAAGGAAGCAACAUCCAGGGCAGUGUCAUUUGCAACAACGCUGUGAUUGAGAAGGGUGCAGACAUCAAGAACUGUUUGAUUGGAAGUGGUCAAAGGAUUGAAGCUAAAGCUAAACGAGUAAAUGAGGUGAUCGUGGGAAAUGACCAGCUUAUGGAGAUCUGAAUUUUGAACAAGUCUGACCCCUUUCGGCCCCCAAAACUUCAGAUGUUGGCUGGCCCACCUGCUUGACUCUGUAUUUAUUUUCAAUAAAGAAGAAUUUCCAGGU
Molecule: messenger RNA, 1746 nt
Organism: Nannospalax galili (Upper Galilee mountains blind mole rat)
Lineage: Eukaryota; Metazoa; Chordata; Mammalia; Rodentia; Spalacidae
Gene: Eif2b3
Product: eukaryotic translation initiation factor 2B subunit gamma
Exons: 12
Coding region: 285-1643 (452 amino acids)
Biological process (GO): biosynthetic process; cytoplasmic translational initiation
Cellular component (GO): eukaryotic translation initiation factor 2B complex; guanyl-nucleotide exchange factor complex
Molecular function (GO): translation initiation factor activity; guanyl-nucleotide exchange factor activity
Source: RefSeq, a predicted model, not a curated record